Molecule: messenger RNA, 1227 nt
Organism: Coffea eugenioides
Lineage: Eukaryota; Viridiplantae; Streptophyta; Magnoliopsida; Gentianales; Rubiaceae
Product: plant cysteine oxidase 2-like
Exons: 5
Coding region: 169-1023 (284 amino acids)
Molecular function (GO): oxidoreductase activity, acting on single donors with incorporation of molecular oxygen, incorporation of two atoms of oxygen
Source: RefSeq, a predicted model, not a curated record
CCAAAAUCUUACGGUUUUACGCUAAUUUAAUUCUGACCCAUUUAUAUUUAGCCAACACCCACCUGAAAUCUGCAAACAGAUUUGAAUUUGACAAAGGAAGUCAGUCAAUAUAUAUACCCCUUACAGGGUUAGAGUUAGUCUAGUUCUGUAAGAGGGGAAGAAGAUAAGAUGACCAUGGAGGCAGAGGCCGCAGGGCUGGUGAGAAAACCGGGAGAUUUGAUUGGGAAGGUACAGGAUAAGAUCAUAAGGAAGAAGAGAUGUAGUAAUAGUAGUAGGAGGAAGGUAAUUAUAAGGAGGUCAUUGCGGCCGAUUUUGGGUCUCCAACAGCUAUUUUUAUCGUGUCAGCAAGUGUUUAAAGGUCCUGGUACCGUGCCUUCACCCAAUGAUGUUCAAAUGCUCUGCCACAUUCUUGAUCAAAUGACGCCACAGGACGUUGGGCUAAGUAGUGAUCUCCAUUUCUUUAAGCCCAACACUGAUGUGAAGGCCCAUGAACGAGUAGCAUAUGCAACAAUUCACCAAUGCAAGAAGUUCUCGUUGUGCAUCUUCUUUCUUCCAGCAAAUUCAGUCAUACCGCUUCACAAUCACCCAGGAAUGACUGUUUUCAGCAAGCUUUUACUGGGGUCGAUGCACAUUAAAUCUUAUGAUUGGCUUGAUAAUUCAAGUUCAGAUAACCAUGAAUCAGAUCCUAAAUUGAAGAGAUUGGCACGACUGAGAGCGAAUAGGAUCUUUACAGCUCCAUGUGACACUUCUGUGCUAUAUCCUACAUCGGGAGGCAAUAUUCAUGAAUUUACAGCAAUAACACCUUGUGCAGUACUUGAUGUGCUUGGACCUCCCUACUCAAAAGAUGAUGGCCGUGACUGCUCAUAUUACAAGGAUAGUCCCUAUGAUGCUACGCUAGAUGUAGAAGUUAAAGAGGCAAAACAAGAUGAGUGCUAUGGGUGGUUGGAGGAGAUUGAUUUGCCAAAUGACUCAGAGAUGGAUCUGAUUCCAUACUUGGGUCCACAGGUUUCUGUGGCUAGUUAGUCAUCUAAUCCAGUGGAUAUAACUCUUUUUUUUUUCCCUGUAUUCACUUGUUUCCUUGCCUUGAUUGGUUUCUUUGUACCUUUUCUUUGAUUUGGUGUUUCUUUACCACCGCCCUUAAUGUAUAGAUGGUCCCCUGGAUAGGUUGUGAAGCGUCUUGUGAACCCGGAUUCAUAACACACCUGUUACUGUAUAAAAGUACCACUU